AUGAGGGAGAUUCUGUGUUUGAGCCUCACCCUCUGCCUGAUGGUGCAGACAGCCCUGGGUGACUUGCACAUCAAGAAACCUCUAGUAACUACCAAAUAUGGGACCCUCCGUGGAAAAAAGAUACACGUGGGGAAGACUCCCAUCCAUGCUUUCCUGGGAGUCCCCUUUUCCAGACCUCCUCUUGGUGCCCUCAGGUUUGCUCCCCCAGAACCCCCGGAGUCCUGGAAAGGAAUCAGAGAUGCUACCACCUACCCCCCUUCGUGCCUUCAGGAGUCCUGGGGGCAGACAGCCUCCAUGUACUUAAACACGCAGAAACAGUACAAGUGGCUGCACUUCAGUGAGGACUGUCUGUACCUGAACGUGCACGCGCCAGAGCACGCGCCUGGGGACGCUCUGCUGCCGGUGAUGGUCUGGUUCCCAGGAGGCGCCUUCCUCGUUGGCUCCGCUUCCACUUACGACGGCUCCGAGCUGGCGGCCCGCGAGAAAGUGGUGGUGGUGCUCCUGCAGCACAGGCUCGGCAUCCUGGGCUUCCUGAGCACGGGUGACAGCCACGCCCGUGGGAACUGGGCGCUCCUGGACCAAGUGGCGGCUCUGCGCUGGGUGCAAGAGAACAUCGUGGCAUUUGGGGGAGACCCAGGCUGUGUGACCAUGUUCGGCCAGUCAGCGGGUGGCAUGAGCGUCUCAGGGCUGAUAAUGUCACCCCUAGCCCGGGGUCUCUUCCAUCGGGCUAUUUCUCAGAGUGGCACUGCAACAUUCAAAAGCUUCAUCACUCCAGACCCACUGAAGGUGGCCAAGAAGAUCGCCCACCUGGCUGGCUGCAACCACAACAGCACAUGGAUCCUGGUAGACUGCCUGAGGGCGCUAUCAGGGACUGAGGUGAUGCAAGUGUCCAAGAAGAUGAGAUUCUUCCAACUGAGCACCCAGGAAGACCCUCAAGAGAUUACAUGGUUCAUGGGCCCUGUGGUGGACGGUGUGGUGUUCCCAGAUGAUCCUGUGGUGCUCCUGAAAAGGGGGCAGGUUUCACCUGUGCCCUACCUUCUGGGUGUCAACAAUCUGGAGUUCAAUUGGCUCUUGCCAUAUAUCAUGAAGUUCCCGCUAAACCGAUACAUGAUGACCAAAAAAAUCAUCACCAGGAUACUCUGGAGUUCCAGGACCCUCUUGAAUGUCACCAAGGAACAGCUACCACUUGUGAUGGAGGAAUACCUGAGUGACAUCAAUGAGCAUGAUUGGAAGAUGUUACGAAAUCGUGUAAUGGACAUAGCUGAAGACAGCACCUUUGUGUACUCCACGCUGCAGGCCGCCCGCUACCACCGAGAUGCUGGCCUCCCUGUCUACCUGUAUGAGUUUGAACACCAUGCUCCUGGCAUAAUUGUCAAACCCCGUACUGAUGGCGCAGACCAUGGGGACGAGAUUCACUUCAUCUUCGGGAAUCCCUUCUCCAAAGGCCCUUCCACAAGUGAAGAGAAAGCACUUAGCUUCCAGAUGAUGAAAUACUGGGCCAACUUUGCCCGCACAGGAAACCCCAAUGGUGGGAAGCUGCCUUGCUGGCCACGCUAUGACAAGGAUGAAAAGUACCUGCAGCUGGAUUUUAUCACAAGGGUUGGUGUGAAGCUCAAGGAGAAGAAGAUGGCCUUUUGGAUGAGACUACACCAGCCUCAAAGAACUGAGAAACAGAGGCAUUUAUGA
Messenger RNA from Carlito syrichta (Philippine tarsier), 1686 nucleotides. It is a transcript of the gene CES4A, whose product is annotated as carboxylesterase 4A. NCBI's taxonomy places the organism in Eukaryota, Metazoa, Chordata, Mammalia, Primates, Tarsiidae. The record is from RefSeq and is a predicted model, not a curated record. The transcript is spliced from 14 exons. Bases 1 to 1686 code for a protein of 561 amino acids.